GGAAAGCGGGUACGCCGGGAGCGCGGCGGGCGGGCGCCGGCGCCGGGGAGGUGGGGCCGCGCCGAGUCGCAGUCCCGGCCCCGCCGCCGCGCUGCGCACCGCUGGGUGCCGGCCUGCGCCCGGAGCCGGAGCGGCCGCCCUGACUUCCAGAGCCAGUGCGGGUGUGAGAUCCCUGGUCCCGAGCCUCGGCGAUCGCCCGCUACCGCGCGGCUGUGCUUCACCCCAAAGGCUGCGGCCGGGCUGGCUGAGCGGCUUGUGGAUUUUUCAAAAAUUUGGCUCCGGGGAGGAUCAUUUCCUCUCGACAUGCAUCCCUCCGGAUAGGCUGCACAUCCUUCGGUCCACCCUCCGCCCCUCGCGGUCCGAGGCAGGCUCUGGGUGGGCGAAGAGGAUCCGGGUGGAAAUCUGCGCCCCAGGUUCUCGUCCCCGCCCCGUCCAGCCGCCCCCUUCCACCUCCCGGACUCGAAAUUUCCCCGGGAUUAUGUUUCGGAAAGGAACCGGGCGAGGAAAUACAUGCACUCGCUGAGAAUCGCCGGCGCCAGGGCGCAGAACCACAAGGUGUAGCAAGCGAGUGAGUGGGGUGGGGCGAGAGGGGACCCAGGAGUCCCCGUGGCUCCCAGCGCACUCGCGGUCGCCUCUUCAUUCCUGCCCUCGGGGCGGACGGAGUGACCCCGGCCCCCGCUCCCCGCCCCGACCAUGGUAGUGUUCAAUGGCCUGCUUAAGAUAAAAAUCUGUGAGGCCGUGAGCUUGAAGCCCACAGCCUGGUCGCUGCGCCAUGCGGUGGGACCCCGGCCGCAGACUUUCCUUCUGGACCCCUACAUCGCCCUUAACGUGGACGACUCGCGAAUCGGCCAAACGGCCACCAAGCAGAAGACUAACAGCCCGGCCUGGCACGACGAGUUCGUCACUGAUGUGUGCAACGGGCGCAAGAUCGAGCUGGCUGUCUUUCACGAUGCUCCGAUCGGCUACGACGACUUCGUGGCCAACUGCACCAUCCAGUUUGAGGAACUGCUGCAGAACGGGAGCCGCCACUUCGAGGACUGGAUUGAUCUGGAGCCAGAAGGAAAAGUGUAUGUGAUCAUCGAUCUCUCGGGGUCAUCGGGUGAAGUAGGAGGAAUACCACUGAGAUGGGUCAACAGCCACGUCUUGGAAACAGAUGAUGAAAAGGCCCAAGAGUUCAGUAUCUCGCCACAGUGGAAGGAAGAUCAUCCUACAUCUAUGUCACCCCCUCCAAAGCUCAGGGACUCUUGCGGAAGAGGAUGGCGGAAAGAAUCACCUAAAGACAAUGAAGAACGUGUGUUCAGGGAACGGAUGCGGCCAAGGAAGCGACAAGGGGCUGUCAGGCGCAGGGUCCACCAGGUCAAUGGCCACAAGUUCAUGGCCACCUACCUUCGGCAGCCCACCUACUGCUCCCAUUGCAGAGAUUUCAUCUGGGGUGUCAUAGGAAAGCAGGGCUACCAAUGUCAAGUUUGCACUUGCGUCGUCCACAAGCGAUGUCAUGAGCUCAUCAUUACCAAGUGCGCUGGGCUAAAGAAACAGGAAGCCCCUGAUGAGGUGGGCUCCCAGCGGUUCAGUGUCAACAUGCCCCACAAGUUCGGGAUCCACAACUACAAGGUCCCCACCUUCUGCGACCACUGUGGGUCCUUGCUCUGGGGCCUCUUGCGGCAAGGUUUGCAGUGUAAAGUCUGCAAAAUGAAUGUUCACCGUCGAUGUGAGAGCAAUGUGGCUCCCAACUGUGGGGUAGACGCCAGAGGAAUUGCCAAAGUGCUGGCUGACCUUGGGGUCACUCCAGACAAAAUCACCAACAGUGGCCAGAGGAGGAAAAAGCUCGUUGCUGGUGCCGAAUCCCCACAGCCGACUUCUGGGAACUCCCCAUCCGAGGAUGAUCGAUCCAAGUCCGCCCCCACCUCCCCUUGUGACCAGGAACUAAAAGAACUUGAAAAUAACAUCCGGAAGGCCUUGUCGUUUGACAACCGAGGGGAGGAACACCGGGCAUCAUCAUCUAAUGAUGGUCAACUGGCAAGCCCUGGCGAGAAUGGUGAAGUCCGGCAAGGCCAGGCCAAGCGCUUGGGUCUGGAUGAGUUCAACUUCAUCAAGGUGUUGGGCAAAGGCAGCUUUGGCAAGGUCAUGUUGGCAGAACUCAAAGGCAAAGAUGAAGUAUAUGCUGUGAAAGUCUUAAAGAAGGACGUUAUCCUUCAAGAUGAUGACGUGGACUGCACGAUGACAGAGAAGAGGAUUUUGGCUCUGGCACGAAAACACCCUUAUCUAACCCAACUGUAUUGCUGCUUCCAGACCAAGGACCGCCUCUUUUUCGUCAUGGAAUAUGUAAAUGGUGGAGACCUCAUGUUCCAGAUCCAGAGGUCUCGAAAAUUCGACGAACCUCGUUCCCGGUUCUAUGCUGCAGAGGUCACGUCUGCCCUCAUGUUCCUCCACCAGCAUGGAGUGAUCUACAGGGAUUUGAAACUGGACAACAUCCUUCUAGAUGCAGAAGGUCACUGCAAGCUGGCUGACUUUGGAAUGUGCAAGGAAGGAAUUCUGAAUGGCGUGACAACCACCACCUUCUGUGGGACUCCUGAUUAUAUAGCUCCUGAGAUCCUGCAGGAGUUGGAGUACGGCCCUUCAGUAGACUGGUGGGCCCUGGGAGUGCUGAUGUAUGAGAUGAUGGCUGGCCAGCCCCCCUUUGAGGCCGACAAUGAGGAUGACCUAUUUGAGUCCAUCCUUCAUGAUGAUGUGCUGUACCCUGUCUGGCUCAGCAAGGAGGCUGUGAGCAUCCUAAAAGCUUUCAUGACCAAGAACCCCCACAAGCGCCUGGGCUGUGUGGCAGCGCAAAAUGGGGAGGAUGCCAUCAAACAGCACCCGUUCUUCAAGGAGAUCGACUGGGUACUGCUAGAGCAGAAGAAGAUCAAGCCCCCGUUCAAGCCGAGAAUUAAAACCAAAAGAGAUGUCAAUAACUUUGACCAAGACUUUACCCGGGAAGAGCCGGUACUCACGCUUGUGGAUGAAGCAAUAGUAAAGCAGAUCAACCAGGAGGAAUUCAAAGGCUUCUCCUACUUUGGCGAAGACCUGAUGCCCUGAGAAGUUGCUUCAGGUAGAGUUAGCUGAUGCUGCAAGGAGGGUGCUGAGAAGAUCUCAUGUUGCAGAGGCUCAGAAGGUGUUGAACUAUUUCUCCUCCCUGGAGCCCUAGUCCCAUGUCCAUUCUUUAUUUAUUGCAUUCCCUCACCCCAGGCCACAUCCCUCCCCCACUUCCAGUGACCAGAAGGCACUCUUGAGUACAGACUCACCAGGAAUAUAGUCUUGAGUCUGCAGAUAGCUGUGCACACUGCCAGGGGUUUGGAUUGUCCGUCCGUCCAUCUGCAACCCUGGUUCCAUUCCUGGGGCUCUUGCUUGUGAAGCAACUUCUGUUCUUUCACUGCAAAGAGAAAAAAAAAAAAAAACUCCAACAAGAAGACUCUGGCUCUGCCACUGGGCAGAGAAUCCUGACAUCUCUCGUUUCUCAUCCCUCCUAUCUCCCAGCCUGCCUUCCCUGCCCUUCUGUCCAGAAGAGACUGGUGCUUCUUCCAUGCAAGGGCAGGUGCCUCGAGGCACACCCUUGAUGGGGGGAGCCUGAGAGAUGUCUAGACUGACUGACUGUGUCAGUUUGCUCUGGAAUGGCACAUUCUUGCUUGCUUUGGUUUUGGCUUUUUUGAGCAUGCCAAAGUCAUAGACGUUUGUAUCUCAUGAAUGAAAUCACUCUUUAUUGAAGAAAUCAAAAGCAUUUUGAUUUUGAACUCUAUUAACAGUUCAAAAAAUAAAUUUCUAAUUGGCCAAAAGAUAGAAAUCCCAGUGUGAAUGUAGGUAGAUAUUAAAGGGCUAAUACACAGUGAGAAUCCAGUCAUCCAAAGUUUAUGCUGUCCAUACUUUAGUGACACGUGAGGGCUACGUGAACAGAGAAAUAAAGAAACUAGGGCUUAUCAUGGGAGCUCUCCCUGAGCACAAAGGCCACCAGAGCGAUAGCCAAGACCCCGAGGUUCCUGCAAAACUCAGCUCUAAUUCUCUCUCCAGUUUUGUCCUAAGUUCCCAGCACAAAUGCUAUUUAUUUUCCACAGCAGCGUGAUUUCUUUUUUCCUCACUUCUACAAAACCACUGUGUUGUGGUUUGAAACAUUCAACAUGUAGAGUGAACUAUGAAAUAUCUGCUUUGGGAACAAAAGCAAUGAAGCUCAGCCUGGGUUAGGCAGAGGGUGUCAGGAGAUGGAAGAGCAACCGUUGGAAGACUUACAAGGUGGCAGGAUGUGCCUGGAGUUUUGUGAUGGCAACUCAUGUGGACUCUAUUUAAUGGACUUGAUGUUACCUCCUGUAGAUAACGCUAACAGUGUUAAAUUCUUUGAUUUCCAAGGGUUCUCUGUGGCUUUAUGUGUAUGUUCCCUGAAGGUCAUUUGAUUACCUAUUUUAUUGAACUGAUUUAGCAGGGAAUGGAAUCCAUUCCAACUGUUGCACGUGGAUUUCCCAACAGCCCCUAAAUAUAUAUACUUGUGAGUGGCAAAGUGGCACUAAUGAAGCUUUUUGUCUUUUGUACAUUUGAGAUUUUUGUAUAUAGUGUUUGCUGCAAGGCCUGUGGAAUUAAUUCAUUGAAUAUAGAGGUAUCAACUGCUGCAUGUUCAGGCAUAUUAUAAAACUUUAGUCUAUGAAAGAAUAACUAUAAUAAUGUCCAGGUGCAAUACUCUAUCAGCGUGUUGGUUCAAGUUACCAAGAGAGGUUUGCUCCUUUCUAGGGAGGGUUGGGGUCCUUUAUAUUGUUUAUUUCCCUUUGGUUUAAAAGAAGUAACCAUAUCUUAAGCUAUAUUAAAUCUCACACACAGUUCUCUUGUGUUCUAUUAUAUCUUGAUAGAGAUGGGAGACAGAAAGGAAUGUUCUCCAUAGUGGUUUCAAAACUUGGACAGUGACUAUGUUGAGCCCAUAGUAGGUGUGUCCCUAUUUGCAUCUGGCUGGUCAUAGCCCUUGUUCCUGAUGAUGACCUUCAGUUCUCUUUUGCUUCUUUUUUUUUUUUAAAAGAAAAAAAAACUCAGGUGUAACUAUGAUCUGUUCUUAUGAUGAUUGCAGAUAUUAAAUACUAUGCUGUAUCAAUCCAUAUGUUUGGCGUACCAGGGAAGUGAUGAAGAACAGUGGGUUAAUUUACUUUAUCUCUGGUGACUUGCCAUUCUCGGGGCAGACUAUCUUCUGGAGUGGGAUACAAGCACAGAAACAUCUUCACGGUGGCAUCAUCUCAUUUUUUAGGAAGAUGUGACAAUAUGCCCAUCAUACUCACGCAUAACCUCCCAUCCCCCACCCCUGCCCACGCUCCUGUUUCCUUUACCAUUGUGAACACUGGACCACCAAGGCCAAUUUCAAGUGGCCUUGUCCCAGGGCUUGGUGGUGUUCACAUGGCAGUAGGGGCUAGGCCCUUCCUUCAGGACAACUGGCACUGUUGCUGGGAAAUCAAACAAUACAUUCCACCGGCAGCUCUAGGUAGUCAGCCCCUGACUCCCUUUCAGCACCCAAAACCCAGCUGGCCGGGAAGCCUCCAGCCAAUGCCACUCUCACAAAGGCAGAUUUGGAUCCAGUAGAGAGCUAUGCCUUGUGUGUUCCUUGGUUAUAUACUGUUUCCUUUCAACAAGGACUUAGACACACAGGGCAUGGCUCAGUGGUAGAGCUCUUGCCUAGCUCAUGUAAAGUUCUGUGUUCAAUCCCCAGCAUCACAAAAUGAAAUAAAUUAGGAAGUGGCCACACUGAUACAUUUCUGCCAGAUCUUUAUAAUCCUUCCAGCUCUCUCACUCUCUUUCCUUUAAAGAAAAAAAAAUGGAGUACAAAAAACAAUGCCAAAAAAAUAAAUAAAAUACAUGAAGGAUGGUAGCUGUUCUUGUUUGCAUUAUGGACUCUGUGAAGUAGAACCAUAAUUGUUUUUCCUCCAAAGGCGAAACAUCAUGCAUUCUUGCUUUAAAAAAUAAAAGAAGGCUAAAAAAUUACCUCUUUUUAAAUUAUGUGCAAAAUAAUUCUGGCUAAAUAUAAAAUGUAUCCAAUUUUAGGGGUUUUAUUUUGUAUUGUGAUGCUUUAUUUCUAUACUUUUUUCUUUUCUGGGUGUAAUUUUAAUCUCUUGCCAUACAUUAGUGUUAUUUCAUUGUAAACAUUAUUGUGCCAAAUGUACUGUAUUCAAAAGGAUGUGAAUGUGUAUUGUUCCAAAACCUAAUAAAUACGAUGACGUUAAAUCUUA
Nannospalax galili (Upper Galilee mountains blind mole rat) is the source of this 6221-nucleotide messenger RNA. RefSeq names its product protein kinase C epsilon (gene Prkce). The record is from RefSeq and is a predicted model, not a curated record. The transcript is spliced from 17 exons. Gene Ontology annotation, biological process: protein phosphorylation. NCBI's taxonomy places the organism in Eukaryota, Metazoa, Chordata, Mammalia, Rodentia, Spalacidae. The coding region runs from base 694 to 3072 and encodes 792 amino acids. Gene Ontology annotation, molecular function: diacylglycerol-dependent, calcium-independent serine/threonine kinase activity; ATP binding.